Messenger RNA from Stegodyphus dumicola, 1351 nucleotides. RefSeq lists its product as uncharacterized. The record is from RefSeq and is a predicted model, not a curated record. NCBI's taxonomy places the organism in Eukaryota, Metazoa, Arthropoda, Arachnida, Araneae, Eresidae.
AAUAUCUCCUUUUGAUUUGAGAAGUUUAUUUAUGAUUUGAGAGUACUGAUUUUUAAUUUGAAAUAUUUUCUAUCUGAAAUAUUUAAACAUGUCUACUAAAAUAGAAGAAUUAAAGAAAAGACGAACUGUAGUUAGGAGUAUGACAACAAAGUUGAUAAAUAAUUGUAAAGAAUACCUCCAAGAAACAGAACACGAUUUGUGUAUUCUUAAUGAAAAUAUUGAUUUAUUAGAUUCAAAAUAUAACAGCCUAAAAGAAUUAGAUAAACAAAUACAAGAAUUAAUUGAGGCUACUGAAUAUGAAUCGGAAUUUGAAACUUGUGAAGUUUAUUCCGAGAAAAUAAUUUCCAUGAAAUCAAAACUAACAUUUAUGUUAAAAGAGAAUAGGAAACCUGAAAUUCCUGUUUCGAAUACAAUUGGUAAUAUUGUGAAUAAUGAUAUUUCAAAUAUUUCUGUAUCUCAUUCAAAAAUUAAAUUGCCUAAAUUAUCGAUCAAUAAAUUUAAUGGCGAUCCUGUUAAUUGGUUAUCAUUUUGGAACCAGUUUGACAAUGCGAUACAUCAGAAUAGUGAUUUAACAGAUACAGACAAAUUUAAUUAUUUGAUAUCAUUUUUAUCAGGUGCUGCUUGUAAUGCUGUUAGUGGUUUUGCAUUAUCAAGUGAAAAUUAUUUUGCCGCAAUCGAGUUACUUAAAACACGCUUUGGUCGAACAGAUUUAAUUAUAAAUGCACAUAUGGGAAAACUGUUAAAUUUAGAACCUGUUAGGAAUGCUAACAACAUAUUUGCAUUACGUAAGUUGUAUGAUGAUAUCGAAAUACAGAUAAGAAGUUUAAAAUCACUUAAUGUAACUUCUGGCACAUAUGGCACGUUAUUGACACCAGUUUUAUUAAAAUUAAUUCCGAAUGAACUGAAUCUUGAUUUCCAAAGAAAAAGGAAAUCGAAAGAUAAUUUCGAUGUAAACGAAUUAUUAGAGUUCUUGAAAACGGAAAUUGAGUGCCGCGAAUCCAUGCUACAAAUUCAAGAUAAAAUAAACAACCAUAAUUCGAGCCACUUUCCUAAAGAAAAAAGAAUAAAUAAAAUUUCUAUUCCAACGGCUGCUGUGUUAAAGGUUUCAAUUAACAGCUGCAUAUUUUGCGAGGAUUCAGAAAAAGAAAAACAUACUUCCGAAGCUUGCCCGAAGUCUGUAACAGACAGAAAGGCGUCACUUCGGAAACUCGGAAUGUGUUAUUUAUGCCUUAAAAGGGGUAACCAUUUGGCAAAAAAUUGCUUUUCGAAGAUAAAGUGUGAUUCAUGUGGGUGGAAACACAACAGUUUAAUCUGUGACAGAAAUAGUUUAGAUGAAAAAAAAAUCAAAUAA